This is a messenger RNA of Arabis nemorensis, 441 nucleotides long. NCBI's taxonomy places the organism in Eukaryota, Viridiplantae, Streptophyta, Magnoliopsida, Brassicales, Brassicaceae. The record is from the annotation of a GenBank genome assembly.
AUGGCUAAUACUGUAGAACAAUCUUCAUUGUAUUCAUCUUUUGUAGAUGCAAGAAUCUCAUUCUCCAAUGAUUUUGCAGACAGUAGUGAUCAUAUGUCGAAAACAGUUUCAAGAGCACAAGAUCAGAUGAAGUACAAGGAAGCUCCUGUUUCGUCUGAUUUCAAAUUCAAUGUCGAAAACUACGGUUUCAUUUCUGCGGCUGAUGAGAUCUUCCUUGGUGGAGUUUUGUUGCCAUUGGAGAAGACUCAGAAAAAAAUGACUACACUUAGAGAAGAACUAAGUGCUCAAGAUCAUCCUGACCGUACGAUCUCAAAGAGCUCUCGUAAUUGGUGGAAGUUAGGUCUCAACAAGUCCAAGAAAGUACAUUCCAACAACAAUAGCUUCACUCUUCCCAACAAAUCUCAGAAUUGUCUUGCAAGUAUAUUGGAAUCUGAUGACUGA